Molecule: messenger RNA, 1720 nt
Organism: Ceraceosorus bombacis
Lineage: Eukaryota; Fungi; Basidiomycota; Exobasidiomycetes; Ceraceosorales; Ceraceosoraceae
Source: the annotation of a GenBank genome assembly
AUGGGCAAAGUAGCGGGUGAGUGCGAGCGCAAGUGGCUACGUAGGCUGCGCUGACAAGAGGUAGCGCACUCUCGAGCAGGAUGGGUGCCUUUGAGCGGCGAAUGGAAGUCAAAGUACAGAGCGCGCAUUCUAGAGUACAGCAAUGAUCAUCUGCUUGAAAAGGAAUUGCGGUUCCGCAAAGAAAUCGUGAGUCGUCGUGGGUGGCUGCCGUGACCGCAGAUGUAGCCUUUGCCUAACAUUGCACGCGCUGGAGGCCACAGCAACAAGUCGCGCUUUCUGCUGGUUUCUGGACCGGCAGCCACAUCGUUCACUGUGUUGCGAGCAUGGGCGCGACGGUGCCUGGAGCGGUGAUCCACAUCUCUUGGCAGCUCUACAGGGCCAUCGAAGCGAAUUUAAAGUCGAGACGCUUCUCAAAGAGUGAGCGAGCAAGUGAUUGUGAGGACAUUGUCGUGCAGCCCCUAAUCACACGGCUACCGGCACAGGAUAUACCGUCGAGGCUUGCAGCCUCGCAAGCAGACGGGAAAAGAUGUGCUCGAGACGGCCGGCUGGGCCGCUCUGUCGAUUGCGCUCAGCAGCUCUUUGGACGCUCUGUCCACUCAAUUCUUCUCAGACUCUGCGACGCACAGCGUGACUCAAGCGGCAGGCAACGGGGCCACCUCUGUGAUGAUGGGUCAAGAAGUGAGCAAUGUUUGGGCAGCCUUGCAUGGGAUUGGGCUAGAUGACAUUGCUGACGCCGCAACUCGUCGCGCCAGAGCGUCGCCGGCGCCACCGCAGACACUUGGCAUCAAGUUGCCGCCCAUCCAGGUUCGCUCAUUGCCGAGGCUCUGUAUACGGGCGGAAGCAAAGCGCUUCCUGUUGCCUUUGAAGAGCUUGCUUGGUUGGCAUCUACCAAUUCGAGCAGGAUCAUGGCGACUGCAGGCGCGGGGACCGCACUGCUCGCUGCAUCGGCGGCAAUCAAGCCUCACAGCUGGUGGACUUCUGUCAAGCCAGCGCACCCUCAUACGGAUGUAGGGCAAGCCAGCGCAGUGUCCGAGUUCAGCGUGACUGCGUGGUGUACGCGCUGCAGAAAUUCGUUCGAGUACACUCCGAGCACGUGCAGCGAUGCUCACCUAGUGAGUGAGCAGGAGUCGGCGCCGUAGACGCACUUUUUGACCAUUCUUGGCCUACACAGUGCACCGCGUGCCAGAUCGCAGCGCUCAGAGAGGCGCACGACGAAAGAAAGGUGGAGCGAAAGAUGCAAAAGGAGACGCAAGCGCAAGCGCACGACCUUCAAGCCAUGCACCUCGGGCGCUUCUGCGAUAGCUGCUUGGGCUGCAUUUGCGGUACUCGCUACAGCUGUGACACAUGUCCGGACUUUGACCUCGUGAGUGUGAGUAAGAGUACUGCACGAUUUGCCAUUACUUACUGCCCCACAUUGUCCUCUCAGUGCGAAGCAUGCUACACCGGCAUCAGGCAUCCACACGACUUUAUCUCGUACCGUCCCGCAUCUGACGUACAAGCGGAUGAGCUCUGUCACACUGAAUGGAAGCUCUCGCUCACAGAGCACGAAGCUUACUGCGACUGCUGCGGCGAAGACAUCUUGGGCAUCAGGCUGCAAUGCGUGGAUUGCAAGCGAGUGGACAGAAUCUUCGACCUCUGCGACCAGUGCUUCUCAGAGCCGCCUCUCGACUUUUCUCAUCCCAAAGAUCACGCAUUCGCCACUGUACGCUUUGCAUCCUAG